Molecule: messenger RNA, 27068 nt
Organism: Coregonus sp. 'balchen'
Lineage: Eukaryota; Metazoa; Chordata; Actinopteri; Salmoniformes; Salmonidae
Source: the annotation of a GenBank genome assembly
CUUCUCUUCUAGUUGCCAACGGCGCCCAGACCUUCCCAGUAAACACAACAGUACAAAUUGAGAUUCCAGAGCGGGGCGACUUCUGGGAAAGCUUCUAGAGUGGAGCAACUGAUCAACCAAACUAAACUGAGCUCUCCCUCUCAUUCCUGAAUCCUGAGGGCUGCUAGCUUACGCUGACGACAUUUUUGGCACCUGCUCUUUUUUCUCUCUGUACAGAGUUUAGGAGUUUACACCCCUCUACCACCCUAUCCUUAUCCCUCUUCUUCCCAACUCCUGGCAGAAGUGUAGCUAGCUCCAUGAGCUAAGUCCUGAUUUUAUAAUUAUGACCACCAUUUUAAGAUGCAGCAGUAUAUCAGUGUCUGUUUUUUGGGCCUCGGAGUGAAAAAUCAAUAAGCAAGUUUUGACCUGCGAUCGCUUAUCUUCACAGGCAAAACAUUUUUCAGUUGGAAAUUGAUGUCUUUGGACUCUGUGGACGCUUGAAAUAACUUAACUUUUAAAAAGACAACUUCUGAACUGAGUAGUUGGACUUGAGAGAAGAUGUCAGAGUACUAGACGCAUCUGUCUGUCUGUCUUUUUCUGACUGUUGAUGACUCUCUCCUUUGUUCAGAAAGUUCCCCUUUAGGAGAAAAAUCACAUCAACAAGCGAACGUUAAAUAAUUUCCCUACUGCGGCUUGUAAGACCUGCUGCAUACUUCCUGCCAUAAAGACCAUACAUCUUUCUGUCCCUUUAAUUAAAAGACUAGAGAAGAAGAGAAGUUUACUCGAGGGCAGGUGGGAGAGAAUCUAGAACACUGGUUUGAAUGAUGCGAUAAAUCGCAGUGGAUUACGAUUGGCCUGGUUAUAGCAUACAUAACCAUGACUGGCAGUAUUUUUAGUUUUACACUAGCACCUGAAUGUACACUAUGGAUGGGCUUGUGGAAUAAGUAGGACUGUACAAAAAACUCUUAUAGACACAAUGGCUGGAAUUGAGGAAUAAGGAGUAAGGGCUAAGAAGUUUUUUUACGGACCUUUCUAAGAGAGCCGAUUUGAUACUCUCUGAACUCUAGUCACAGACAUACAUUCAACCAAAAACAACAAAGACCUUAGGAAAAGGGUCCUAGCCUUCUACAAUCCCUCCCUAACUUCUCCAGUUUUCAACCUUUCCCUAGUGUUUCCUUGCCCCUCAGCGAGCAAGGAUGUCCGGCAGUAGUCACCCCCAACACCGUUCUUAGUUGUUGUCGCAGCUUCAACAGAAGCACCAGGAAGGAUCCUUCGUCAGUCAGGAUGUCUAACGAGUGCCCGACGGAGUGCAAGGCGGUGGUGACACCAUCGACGCGCAACGGCCACCGCGUCUUCAGCUACACGCUGGAGAGCCACACAGCGGCCGCCUUCGCCAUCAUGAACGAGCUGCGGCUGGACGGCCAGCUGUGCGACGUGACGCUGCGUGUAUGCUACAACGACCUGGAGGCCGUGGACUUCGUGGCACACAAGGUGUGUUGCAUGGUGUCAAUAAUGGUUAUGCUAGGGACGGAGUCUGGUGUAGCGGUAACGCUCCCGACUUCGGACCACUCAUGCCCCCUUGGUGACGGGGGGUCUGUGCCCUUCCCUUCUGGUCCUCAUCCUAUGUCUUGUUUCUAACACUAUUCUGUCUGUUUUGCACUCCGUUCUCCUUUAAAGCUCUAAUGCAGCCGUUUAAAAAAAAAUACAUAUCAAAUCAUUUCUGGGUAACAAUUAAGGACCUUACUGUGAUUUGUUUUUCAAUUAAAAUUGUCAAAAAUAAACUAAAAUAGCUUCCUAGCAAAGAGCAAUUUGCAAAGAGCUAAGUAGGGAGGGGAAAACUGAAAAUGUGCUGUUAUUUGGUUUGGAACUCUCCUUCUUAUUGGUCUAUUAACGAAUUUACCCCCUGGUGAUGUCACCAGGCAGGCCAAAACUCCAUCGGACAGCUCUUAUGCUAAAAGGGCAUUAUCAUCAUUUUCACAAUUUCACAGUAUUAUUCCAACCUCAGUGUGAAAAUGUAUAUAAAACACAGGAAAAUCACGUUUUUGAAAGCACUUGGCCUUUAAUUUUUUACAAUAAUAAUAAUGGUUAUGCUAGUGAAUGAGGGGGACCUUUUAAAACCAUCUUGUGAAAGAGGAGUGCAUGGCGAUCUUGGGGAAUCUCAUAACGAAUUGGAAAAAGUUGCAUAACCGAUUAUAUUGCUUCAUUGAAUUGUUCGUAUACAGUAGGAACCCUACUUAUAUGUUUGAGAUAUCAACCUGACAGUUCACGUCUACAGGUGGUGCUGGCAUCGUCCUCUCCGGUCUUCAGAGCCAUGUUCACCAACGGCCUGAAGGAGUGUGGGAUGGAGGUGGUGCCCAUCGAGGGGAUACACCCCCGGGUGAGUGUUAUAACACAUUUUAUAAGACUUACCAUAGGCAUGUAAUAAACCUUUAUACCUGUUGGCCUAAAGUAAAGUGUUAACUAACUCUAUUGAAACCAACUGUAUCCAAAUCAUGUGAGAAUCCGUGAGUAAUAGUGGGGAACACUGGAUAGAGGAGGGAGACUAGUGUCAGUAGGAGGAAGGGAAGGCCGCCUUUUAUCCAGACGUAACAGUAGAGCUUGACUUUUAGAAAUCACUGUUGUAAUUAUCCACGUUGCAUUCAAGAUAGGAAUGCAAUCACUCCACAUUUUCCUACGAGUGACCAAAGAUUGACUCUAUAGGAAAGACAGUUGUAUUUCAGUGGUAAGAAUACACACACACACACCUGCUUUUAUCGCUGGCUUUCUUGUUCCAGCUGGUGCGUACAGCCCCACUGAGUUAUCUCAGAGAGAUCGUAAUCAUGCCCCUUCCUUUAGACACACGCACACAGGCAGACAUGCCAAGCUCACAGAGCGUGCCGGAUUAGCCAUGUUGACUAAUGAGGGAACUGAUAAGCCAGCAGCUCUCUGACUGCUCUCUGUCAAAGGCUAACUCAGAACUGUGCCACACUGCCAUGGCUUUAAUAGUAUUUAUUGUGUUACUAUUUUCAAUUUUUAUUUGCUAAUUGUCUUACUUUUUAACUCUGCAUUGUUGGGAAAGGACUCGUAACUAAGCAUUUCACGGUAAAGUUUUAUUCGGCGCAUGUGACAAAUACAAUUUAGAUGAGUUUUAUUUGAUUGUGUAGUUCCUCAAUACUGAGGCAGUUUGUGUCAGUCUGGACCCUCAUGCAACGAUAAUAAUAAAAAUGAAUCAACCCCUUUCUGUCCUUGUUUUCUCCUUGAUCUUGUCUAACUGUGGCUCUACUCUCGUCUCAUUCAAUAUUUCUCCCACCUCUCUCUCUCUUCUUUCUCUCUCUCUCCUCUCUUCUCUCUCUCUCUCUCUCUCUCCUGCCCUCCCACCCCCUUUCCUUUACUCUUUCCUUUCCCCAUCUCUUCUCUCCAUCUCCAAUCUUUUCUCUUCCUUUCUCUCAGGUAAUGGGCAGGCUGAUAGAGUUUGCCUACACGGCCAGCAUCUCUGUGGGGGAGAAGUGUGUGAUCCACGUCAUGAACGGCGCCGUCAUGUACCAGAUCGACAGUGUGGUCAAGGCCUGCUGCGACUUCCUGGUUACACAGCUGGACCCUAGCAACGCCAUCGGCAUAGCCAGCUUCGCCGAGCAGAUCAGCUGCACGGAGCUCCACCAGAAAGCCCGGGAAUAUAUCUACAUGAACUUCAGCCAGGUAUGUGGCGUAGAUAAAGUGCAUUCGGAAAGUAUUCAGACCUCUUGACUUUUUCUACAUUUUGUUACGUUACAGCCUUAAAGGGAUAGUUCGGGUUUUUAGCAAAUAUCUACCUCACCAGAGUCGGAUGACCUCGUGGAUACUAUUUUUAUGUCUCUGCAUCUAAUUUAGUAUGAAGGAAGUUAGAGGUAGUUUCGCAAGCCAAUGCUAACUAGCAUGCUAGCUGUACCCGAAGACUUCCCGUCUUUUCACUAAGCUAGUUAGAAUUGGCUCGCAAAACUACCUCUAAUUUCCUUCAUACUGGACACAGAGACAUAACAUGGUAUCCACAAGUUCAUCUGACUCUGGGGAAGUAGAUAACAGGCUUCAUUGCCAAAAUCCCGAACAAUCCCUUUAAAAUACACACAUCCCGUUAGCUUUCCCCCCUCAUAAUUGAUUCAGGAUCAGCUUUGCCUAAAAAAAUAGUUAUUUGGGUUUUGCGAUUUCCCCAAACCAUAGAGGUAGAAUCCUUUUAAACUCAUGAAGGGAGUGAACAAGUGCACACUUCGGAGAGAAGGAUACUGAAUUGGGCUGCAGCUGGAGUUCCAGUAUCCAGAGCAUGUUGAUGAUACCAAGUGUUUCACCAUGACACUUUGCUCCUUAACCUUUCCAUAUGCCCUAUGGGUUUUUCCAGGAAAUAACCACGUUGCCUGUCUCUGAUCAGUUGAAUUGAUUCAAGCCGAUACUGUUCAGCUCUCCUAAUCUCGAUUUGAUAUGGAUGAGUCAUUCAGUCAACCUUAUCAUUAGUUUCAUUGUGGUCCUCUGUAGCUCAAUUGGUAGAGCAUGGCGCUUGUAACGCCAGGGUAGUGGGUUCGAUCCCCGGGACCACCCAUAUGUAAAAAUGUAUGCACACAUGACUGUAAGUCGCUUUGGAUAAAAGCGUCUGCUAAAUGGCAUUAUAUAUUAUUAUUAUUAUUAUUAUAUUAUAUUUCACUGUCACUGUGUCAGACCAUUCAGCUGCUAUAAAGAUGAUCUGUAGUUCCUUACUGUAACUGGUGUCUUUGAAAAGCCAGAGACUGUUUCCUCAACUGAAUCACUGUGUUUAGUUAAGGGAAACAUCAAGGCUUUGCUAGGGUGGUGCAUCACCACCUGCACCACAGUGUGUUAUUACUAAGCAAAUAGUCUCAGCUGGUCUGUACACCAUCUUUGUUUCUGUAGUCUGUCUUUUCUGCAUUGGCCCUUGGUGAACACUCAACAUGAAUAAUCGCCCUGUGCUAUUGUGUGGUAGUGGGUUAGGUGAGUGUGUGUUGGGUUAGUUUUUGUGCGUGCCUUGGGUGAGCAAUGUGUGGAAUGGGUGAGUCGUGUGGGCGGGCUCAUGGGGUUUACCUGUAUGUUCAAUGUACUAGCAGUCAGUCUGCAUAACUUCACUGGGAGUCAGACUGAAACUUAACAUGGUUGGCUGGUUGGCUGGCUGGUUACCAGGAAGAGAGGUAUCUCAUAUGUUCUACAAAGAUCACUGAUUCACACAUAUAUACACACACACACACACCCCCAAAAUAAUGAUCAUGAGUCAUAAUAAGAUGAAUACCAGAGGUGUACUGUGUGCUUCAGUGUACUCAUUGAAUAUUGUUUUCUCCAAAAUGCUUUGUUACUCCCCUUUUAAUUCUAAAAGCCUAACAGUUGCCCAUGCCCCAUAUCCAAUAAUUCCUUGUUAUUCUCCAUGACUUCAUUUUAGACGGGCGACCAAGUGAUGCCUGUCUAAAACGGUCUCCUUCUUUUCCUCCUUCUCCCCUUUAGGUGGCGACCCAGGAGGAGUUCUUCAACCUCUCCCAAUGCCAGCUGGUCACCCUCAUCAGCCGUGACGAACUCAACGUGCGCUGUGAGUCAGUGGUUUUUCAGGCUUGUGUGGCGUGGGUCCGGUACGACCGGGAGAACCGGCGGCCCUAUGUCCAGGCCCUGCUCCAGGCAGUGCGGUGCCACUCCCUCACCCCACACUUCCUCCAAGCCCAGCUGCAGUCUCUGGAGUGGGACGACCAGUGUAAAGACUACCUGGCUCAGAUCUUCCAGGAUCUCACCCUCCACAAGCCCACCAAGGUGAGAUGGAUGGGUGGUUGAUAUAGUUUUUUAGAACGUUUUUUUAAUGGUACAGUUAAAAAGUACAAAACCCUCCUUUCCAUUUGGACCCUUGUUGUUUCUGAUUUACAUCAAUGACCUUGCUGCUGUAUCUAGCACUUAACAUCCAAUACUGUUUCCUGAUGAUGCCAAGAACCUUGAUUUUAAAUUAAGUUUAAAAAGUACAAAACCCAGAAGAUGAUAACAUUAUACAACAGAACUUAUUUCCAACACGUAUUUUCCUCCAAGGUAAUCUCCUGAUUGAUCGAUUGAUUGAUUUUUGUGGUCCUCCUAGGUGAUAUCGUGCCGCACGCCCAAGGUGCCCCAGCUCAUCUACACGGCAGGGGGGUACUUCCGCCAGUCCCUGUCCUACCUGGAAGCCUACAACCCCUGUACCGGGUCCUGGCUGAGGCUAGCUGACCUUCAGGUCCCCCGGAGUGGCCUGGCCGCCGUGGUCAUCUCUGGGCUGUUCUACGCUGUUGGAGGAAGGAACAACGCUCCUGACGGGAAUAUGGACUCCAACACGUUGGAUUUGUAUAAUCCCAUGAACAACUGCUGGUUGCCUUGUGCUCCCAUGAGUGUACCAAGGAACAGGAUAGGAGUGGGGGUGAUUGACGGGAUGAUCUAUGCUGUUGGAGGGUCGCAUGGAUGUAUUCAUCAUAACAGCGUGGAGAGGUUAGUAGAACUGAGAUCUGAUUGGGAGGUUUGAUGAAGGAAGCGGGAGUUGCGUUUUGUGUCCUUAGAUUGGGGUUAUGAUUGGUUAGAUAUGUAGGAUUGGAACAGUGCCCUUGGCGUCAUAGGACUUGGUAUUUUGUGCGGAACAAAGUGACGUAUUGAUAUGGAACUUAACAUAUUUUAUACAAGGAAGUAUAUACAGUAUUAUUAUUUUUAUCUCAAGGAAAGUAUUUGUUGAUUGUGCCUGAAAAUAGACCAGGAAGAAAUUACUUUGAUGUCACAAUUUUCCAACCUAAAUAUAGUCCAGUUGGUUGAUUCUGUCUCGAUCCUGCUCCGCAGGUUUUGUCAGUGUGUCUGACUAACAGUGUCUGUCUCUCCACUCCUCCUCAGGUAUGACCCGGACAGGGACCAGUGGCACCUGGUGGCCCCCAUGUUGACGCGGCGUAUCGGGGUGGGCGUGGCGGUGAUCAACCGGCUGCUGUACGCGGUGGGGGGGUUCGACGGCACCCACCGCCUCUCCUCCUCAGAGUGUUACAACCCAGAGAGAGAUGAGUGGAAGAGCAUGUCUGCCAUGAACACUGUGCGCUCUGGAGCAGGUGAGGAACAAAGGGGGCACACUGACUUUGGACAGAAUUUAUGGUCUGAUUCUCUACCCUUCUCCCGAAGUGUGCGCUUACACGCCCCUUCAUUUAUUUAAAAGGCGUGGACAGGUGUAAGGAAUAUGGUGGAAACUCUCCAGCCAUGCUUACACAAAUCCAAUGUUUUCAAAUGGAUUUUAAAUGCACUUUUUUGGGUGAAGGGUAGAGAAUCAGAGUGAAACCUGUGUGUAGGCCUAAAGUCCCACCUGUGUCAAGAAGGGCCUUCUAAUGAUGAACUUUGACACAUCAGGUGUGUGUGCGCUGGGGAACCGUAUCUACGUGAUGGGGGGCUACGACGGCACCAACCAGCUGAACACAGUGGAGCGCUACGACGUUGAGACUGACACCUGGAGCUUUGCAGCCUCCAUGAGGCACCGGCGCUCUGCCCUGGGGGUCACCGCGCACCAUGGGAAGAUCUAUGUACUGGGUGGGUAUUGUAAAAACUGUUGCCAGUGCAACAAUGCUCCAGUGUAAUUAUGAGUAAUUUGCUUCGGUGCAAGAAUUCUUUCUUUGAACGCCGUAAACAAAGCCCUAGAGGCCGCCCCAAAUACCCAUGUGUUUUAGCUGAUACAUUUCUAGUCUUGCCUACUAUGACAGAAUCAACCCCCAAAUGAUGUGCAGUAGCAGUAUUUAGUACUACAGAUUUUAGGUCACUUUUAGUUUUACAGUCUCAAGUGGGGUGACAUAGAGAGAGCAUGUCUUAUUUUUUAAAGUGUUUUUUGUGUGAAAAAAAUUUUUUAUGAACUUUUUUUUUUGAUAAUUUGAGACGUAAUAUAUCUGGUGGUGACCCCUGGAAUUGCAGGACUGAUUAUGGCAAGUCAGUUUAUAUUUGACAGUUGCUCGAUUUGUAUAAUGCAGCAGCAACACCUGGUCAACAUCAGCUUUUUGGCCUCCUGCUCCAGUUCCUAGAGGGAGGUGGUGCAGAGGCUCGCGUCGUAGGGGGCUUUUCAGGACUACUGCUGAGGUGUGGUGGUCUUACUGGCACUUUUACAGUGGCCGAAGCAUCACCCAGGCGCGUGCUACAUUUCAGUAGUGGACGAUCCAGCCUGAUCUACAGAGGAGGAGCUGUGAACAUCGAAGACGACGAGGUGCCCGAUGAAGAGCUCCAUGGCCGGUCUGUCAGAUGUCUCUACCUCCCUGCCAGGCUGUACCAUCAAUGCUCCAUCCGCUCAUGAUACUACCUUUCUGAACUGCCUAUCAUCUAAAGCUGUGGAAGACCAUCGCCCAAUAACUGCCAGAUCCUCCAUUUUGUUUUGUUAAAUUUGUUUGUUUGGUUUGUUUUUAAAGCGGCUUUGAGAUUCAACAUGUAAUGAAAAGCAUAAAAUACAUGUAUUAUUAUUUACAUUUGAGAUACAAUUCUCUUAUGUUAUAAAAGUGUUAUAAAUCCCAUCAUAUGUCCUAAAGAGUGAUUCUCCUCUCCUCCCCCGUUCUACAGGAGGUUAUGACGGGAACACGUUCCUGGACAGCGUGGAGUGUUAUGACCCGGAGACCGACACGUGGUCGGAGGUGACCCGCAUGAUGUCGGGCCGCAGUGGCGUGGGCGUGGCUGUUACCAUGGAGCCCUGCCAAAAGGACCUGGCCCAGUGUCUGAAGCAUGAGAGGACGGAGGUCACUGGCGGUUGUGAGGGUGGUAGUUUAGGGUGUUCAGGGACAGGAGGGUUCGUACCAUAACUCCAGACACGGUGCCUUCGGCAAGGGGACUUGAGUCGUACGCUCGCCACCAUCCCUGGCUGAGUCUUCUUCAGUCCUCAGUCUUCCAUGGAAAAGUGCCCCCACCUUGAAUAGAAAACAGAAACACAGGUCUUCUGAAAAACACAAGAUCGCAGAGGCCCUCCCUAGCCCUGUUGGUUUCACACAACUUCAGUCAUGUGUGACAAGUUGUUUAAUGAUAAAUUGUUUGAUUUGAUAUAGUUUAUGAUCCAGCACGUUGAUUCACUCACUGUUCCUGUGAGAACAAUGCAGAUGGGCAAAGUCAUAGAAAUAGGAGUUCUAGAUUGUUUCAUCUGUUCUACUCUACUUCUAUGUGCUCCAUCCCAUACCACCACAGUAGCAUUAUAGCGCCCCCUUGGACCAAUGACCAAUGUUUCCCUGGUCUACACCAAGAGGAGAAAGGGCUGUACAAUAUAUUUGAAAGGCUACUAACUAACCUCUGUCUACUGAAUUAGUAGUCACUUUUUUCUAUUUCAAGACCAGCCUGUGCAGGUAAACCAAAUAUUUUGGGGAGGGGAAGAAAUAUACAAAAUUGCAUACUUUCAACAACAAAAAGACAACGUACUUGUAAGACAAAGUACCCGUUGCUGAGAAUUUUCCUGCACAGCAGUAAAUGCAAAUGUGUAGUGUAUUCAAGGUUUAAAAAGGCUUCUAAAGUUUGUAAUUUCCACUUUAAAUGUCAGAUUUGAUUUGCCCUAACGAAAAAUGUAUCAACCCCUACACAAAAAUGUCCAUUAAUUAUAAUCCACAUAAUUCACAUUUCCUGUUGCUGCAGGAUUAUUUUCCUGCUGUAGCAAACUCUCAAAUUAAAGAUCCUACAUCUGUAGUACGUUUGGCAACGUCUGUGGACAUGGGGAAUUUUAGGGUUUUCCUAAUGCAAAGUGCCAUUAAUUACUAUGCCUGCUGGCAUGAUUACCAUCAUCAGUAUACAGACCACUCUCUGGUGCCUGAGGUGGCAAGAAAGUGCGUUGGUGCUUGGGCCAAGGGUUGGAGACUUAGCCUACAGUGGUCGAAGUACGCCUAGAGAGCCCCAAGACUGAGUCUAGAUACUAUCGGCUCAAUACCGUCGCAAACCAAUCAUAAAGAGAAUGAGAAUACUGUAGCACUGAAUCGUUUUUAGAGUAGGAAACUCACAAGGUCCGCCCAUGAGGACAAAAGUGUCAAUGAAUGUUUAAACAUUACACACAAAUAUAUCUCCAAACUCCCCUUGCGAUUGCUAUUGGGUUUUAACACUUGUACACACAUCUGGCCAAACCACAAAUCAAGUGACCAUUGUUGUGGAUUAAGUCACAUUGAUAAUGUCACUAAAUGAGAAGGAAAGGAAAGGGUAAGUCCCAAAUGGCACCCUAUUCCCUAUGUCGUGCACUACGUUUGACCAGAGCCCUAUGGGCCCUUAUCAAGAGUUGUGCACUAAAUAUUGCCUGAUGACUCACGCUGAAUUGAAUUCCGCUGCUCUAUGGAUGGAGAAGAAAAUGUCAGUGGGCCGGAGCCAGCCAAAACUAAAUGGAGAAAAGGGUGCCAUUUAGGAAGGGCUACUUAAAGAAAUGUAUUUGUAACAGCGGUUUAAACUAAGUUUUUAGUGAUGUUUUGUACAUUGAUAUUCUAUUCCAAUAGAGUCUUGUACAGAAGAAUUUAAGAGGUGACGUUUUUUAUUUAUUCAUUUUCUGGCCUUGUUUGCUUUGACUGACAACAACGACUUUGUAUUAAAAUUGGACUCUGAUAUUGUUGUUUUCCUGAUAAUGAGCAGCAUGCAUUGUAUUUAGGCAUGCCUGUUGAAUGCCUAAAUUUGAACAUUUGUAAAGAUAUGUUGCCUCUUUUGAAAGGGACUUUUUUUCCUCUUCUCAGAAGUUAAAACAAAUGUAAUAGAAUAAAGAAAUGCUUUGUACAUUUUUCAGCAAACACACACUGUACAAAACACAUUGUAUAUUAAAAUAAUGUUUAUUUUAACCGUGGCAUAUGUUUCUUUGUCGAAAUCCCAGUUCUGGGCUCGUAUUCACACAGCAUCUGAUUUUAGGAGUGCUGAUAUAGGAUACGUUUUUGCCUUUUUGAUCAUAAUGAAUAAGAUUAACAGGGUGAUCUGAUCCUAGUUUAGCAAUACUCCAAUUAGCUUUGAGAGAAAGGCACCUGGAUCCGGAUUCCCAAAAGCAUCUUAAAGCUAAAUUCAUCGUUAGAACCAUUGAUGAAUUUAGCCUUAAUGCUUUUUGGGAUACCGGGCCCUGAUCAGGGAGUGUCUGCACAAAGACAGUACGAAGAUGGGCAGAAACUGCUAAUCCAAUAGAAAUCCCCGAUCACGCUUGUAGGCGACGUCAUGGCGACUUUGGCUGGCUAAACUCAUGCGCAGAACACGUCUUCGGGUCUAACGGUCGUCUCACGCAGAACUGCGCAUGUGCAGGCCUUCAAAUUAAAGGCACGGCCUUCGCUAUAAAGUUUUUACGAAAAUGAAAACUUGUCAGUUUGUCAAUUUCACGAGGUUAGAGUAAUAACAUGCUCAACUACUUAAGACAUUGGCUCGAAUCUAGGUUGUGCCUUUUACAUUUCGAAAAAAUGUACAACUAAGGAAGAAUGUUUCACUUCUCUCAUUGACUUCUCUAAGGCCAAACCCCGGCCUGGUCUGAUUCGCAAGCGUUCCCAGAAGUCUCGCGAUGUUGCUCCUCUGGGUUUAGAAACUCUGUGGUCUGCAUCAUGUUGCCACAAGAUGGCGCCUAAACACAGAUUUUCGUCAUACCAGUUAUUGAUGAUGACAUUGAUGUGGAUUUUGGAUUAAAUUAGCAAAAUAACAUUCAUAGUUUACAUAUUUUAUUAUUAAUGGUUUAAUGUUUCAUAUUUGUUCAAUAUUAUUUCUUAUUUUAUUAUGUAACUACAAGCUGUAGGCUAUAACCCCAGUAAUUAAUAGUAAGUACAGGCCAUUCAUGAUGACUUGACAUUUUGCAUUCCCUUGGUGAAUCUGUCAGCGGAAUGCCAAAUAGGCACUGGGCUACAGUAGAUUUAGAACAGUAGCCUAAACUCAACUCCAUAUACACUACAUGACCAAAAGUAUGUGGACACAUGCUCAUCGAACAUCUCAUUCCAAAAUCGUGGGCAUUAAUAUGGAUUUGGUCCGCCCUUUGCUGCUAUAACAGCCUCCACUCUUCUGGGAAGGCUUUCCACUAGAUGUUGGAACAUUGUUGCGGGGACUUGCUUCCAUUCAGUCACAAGAGCAUUAGUGAGGUUGGGCACAGAUGUUGGGCGAUUAGGCCUGGCUUGCAGUGCUAGCUGUGCCACUAGAGAUCCUGGUUCGAAUCCAGGCUCUGUCGUAGCCGGCCGCGACCGGGAGACCCAUGGGGCGGCGCACAAUUGGCCCAGCGUCAUCCAGGGUAGGGGAGGGAAUGGCCGGCAGGGAUGUAGCUCAGCUGGUAGAGCAUGGUGUUUGCAACGCCAGGGUUGUGGGUUCGAUUCCCAAGGGGGGUAUAAAAAAAAUAAUAUAUAUUUAAAAAAAUAAUCAAAACAAAAUAAUGUAUGCACUCACUAACUGUAAGUCGCUCUGGAUAAGAGCGUCUGCUAAAUGACAAAAAUGUAAAAUGUAAAAUGCUUGCAGUCGGCGUUCCAAUUCAUCCCAAAUGUGUUCGAUGGGGUUGAGGUCAGGGCUCUGUGCAGGCCAGUCAAGUUCUUCCACACCGAUCUCGACAAACCAUUUUUGUAUGGACCUCGCUUUGUCCAUGGGGGCAUUGUUAUGCUGAAACAGGAAAGGGCCUUCCCGAAACGGUUGCCACAAAGUUGGAAGCACAGAAUCGUCUAGAAUGUCAUUGUAUGCUGUAGCGUUAAGAUUUCCCUUCACUGGAACUAAGGGGCCUAACCCGAACCAUGAAAAACAGCCCCAGACCAUUAUUCCUCCUCCACCAAACUUUACAGUUAGUACAAUGCAUUGGGGCAGGUAGCCUUCUCCUGGCAUCCGCCAAACCCAUAUUUGUCUGUCGGGACUUCCAGAUGGUGAAGCUGAUUCAUCACUCCAGAGAACGUGUUUCUACUACUCCAGUCCAUUAGAGGCUAGCUUUACACCACUCAAGCCGACACUGGCAUUGCGCAUGGUGAUCUGCGUUAUUUUCUUUGGGUGUUGCUAAUCUGUAGUUUUUGCAAAAAAAAUAGCAUUCUAUGUGAUGUCUGUCAAAUUGCGCUGCGAAAUGUAUGAAGUUUACCACUUCAAACAUGCACUACCAGUCUUCUGGUUACUUUUAUAAAGAUCAAUUAUUUAAUGCUAACUGUGUACCUGUGCUUGUCCUGAUUGUUAUAGAGUUGUCAGUGGGAGUUGCAAUGCAUCGUUUUUGAUUUAAAACAUUGCUUUCUAUGCAUCCCCUGCCAAAACUGAGCUGCUCCUUCUCCAUUAACAACGGCUCCCUUGGUGGGGGUCGGUAAAAUGCUAUUUUUAUAAAAAAAAUCUGCUGAUUGCAGCACCCAAAUAAAGGAAUGCAGUUACACAGGACAAACAUAGGUACAAGGUAAACAUUAAAGAAUGGGCAUUUUUGUAAGUAUCGACUGAUUCCGACUCGAUGUAGUCAGAGGUACACUGCCGGCACUCAUCGCAACUCGGCUCCAUUGAAAUUAAUGGAGUUGAGUUUCCUUAGCGACAGCUAGGCUACUUUCCUGCCUAGAAAUUAUUAUACAGACCAAGAAAGAAACAAAACAUGCUGAAUAAUAAUGAUGAUGUACUUCUCUUUAUUCUAGAUCAAUGUCAAGGUGACAUUCUUAUUUAAUAGCCUGUGUAAGCAAAACAUUGACACAUCCGUUGAUUUUUUUUUUGUUGGCAUGACUGUCACUGGGUGGGCCAGUCAAAGGAAGAUUGAGCGUCGAUGCGUCGUACGUGUUUUAGGAGGCAGAAGGCUUGUAUUACCUGUAUGGACUUCGACAAUCAUGUGUGGCGUGGUAGGCUACUAAACGACACCUCACACUCAAACAACUAUCUCAAACUUAAACUUGGGUCCAUGUUGUCAUCGACUAAAAGCCGAAAACAAGAAGGAUUUCCCGGCAUCAAUAGCCUAUUCACUUGCCCGGCAGCAAUGCGUCGGCGUUCUGAUACUUUCUUUUAGGAGAGCAACUCGCGGACUACCCCCCUCCCCCUGUGGAUCUCGCACGAGCUCAGGUAAAUUGCCCGCUCUGAAACAAUUCAUAUCAGAAAUAUAUGAGAACUUUUGGUUCUUUAAACGUAUUCUUUAUCUUUAAUACAUUUGAACUUAAAAAAUAACUCCUAUGAAUUGUUUUGAAAAGAGUUUAUGUGAAUUUAUAGUCUAAGCCUAUACUUUUGUAAACGAAGAUGAGGUCUUCAAUUUUGUCUGACAGGUGUUUUUCUCAGAAGGUAUGGCGGUGGCGAUAACGAACUGUAAAAUCAAUUGGCUCAUGUGCAAUAGUCUGUGUUUUCCUGAUUCAUUGGGUAGUGCACUGUAAUACAUGUGUCAUAAAGUGUCCGUUUUAUUACUUAUAGGAUAAGUUAUAGGCUGGCUACCCUAUAAAAGUGUAAGCUACUUUCACAAAGCAUGUUGAAAUGUUCAUAGUUUUGGUCAAUAUAAGUAAAGUUUUCAGAAUGAAAUAGUUGCAUUCUCAGUCAUUAGCUAGGCUAUUAAAUCCACUGACACGUGGGAGACAACAUUACUAAGCCUGUUGUGAAAUGGUCAUGGACCUCUUGAAUUUAGAGGCUUAUACCAACAGUGAACACCCAAGAUAUGAUUACCUCAACUGUAUCACUUUCCUUAAAGAGAGAGACCUCUCUUUGUUGAUCAGCCGUUGUUGUAUUGUCAUACUAUACAGAACAAAAAUAUAAAUGCAACAUGCAACAAGUUCUAAGAUUUUACUGAGUUACAGUUCAUAGAAGGAAAUCAGUCAAUUUAAAUAAAUUCAUUAGGCCCAAAUCUAAGGAUUUCACAUGACUGGGAAUACAGAUAUACAUCUUUUGGUCACAGAUACCUUUAAAACAAAGGUAGGGGCGUGGUUCAGAAAACCAGUCAGUAUCUGGUGUGACCACCAUUUGCCUCAUGUAGCGCGACACAUCUCCUUCUAAUAGAGUUGAUCAGGCUGUUGAUUGUGGCCUGUGGAAUGUUGUUCCACUCCUCUUCAAUGGCUCUGCGAAGUUGCUGGAUAUUGACGGGAACUGGAACACGCUGUCGUACACGUCAACCUGGAGCAUCCCAAACAUGCUCAAUGGGUGACAUGUCUGGUGUGUAUGCAGGCCAUGGAAGAACUGGGACAUUUUCAGCUUCUAGGAAUUGUGUACUGCACAUUUUAGAGUGGCCUUUUAUUGUCCCCAGCACAAGGUGCACCUGUGUAAUGAUCAUGCCGUUUAAUCAGCUUCUUGUAUGCCACACCUGUCAGGUGGAUGGAUUAUCUUGACAAAGGAGAAAUGCUCACUAACAGGGAUGUAAACAAAUUUGUGCACAACAUUUGAGAGAAAUAAGCCUUUUGUGCGUAUGGAACAUUUCUGGGAUCUUUUAUUUCAGCUCAUGGAACAUGGGACCAACACUUUACAUGUUGCGUUUAUGUUUUUGUUCAGCGUAGUUUAUCCACUUUGGACUACAGUACCGGCUACAGGACAGCCCCUCAUUUUUCCAUGCAAGGCUCAUAGAUACUGUAGGAGACACAUCAGGAGAAACACAUUCUAUUCCCUCCCCAACCCCUUUCGAAAACUCUAAAUAAAUCUUUCUUCCUAAAUUAUUGGUUAUUAUCAGGUAGAGACAUGUUGCUUAUAAUCCAGUCUUUGUGUCAGAUGAGUUUUCUAAGUAGUUGGCAUUUAGUGUCAUUAAUCUUGCCCUGGAGGUCUCCUGGAUAUCUGUGCAUUAGAGACCUCUCUAAUGCCCAGAAAGCUCAGAUUAAAACUCCCAUUCACCAGCUCUGCAAGCGGCAUAAUGUCAAAAUAUACUCAGUGGCAAGUUUAUUAGGCACACCACCCAGUUCACGAAAUGGAUCGCUCCUACAGUCAGUGAGUCACGUGGCCGUGGGUUGCUAUAUAAAGCAGGCAGACAGGCAUCGAGGCAUUCAGUUACUGUUCGAUUGAACGUUAGAAUGGACAAAACAAGUGACCUAAGCGACUUUGAGUGUGGUAUGAUCGUCGGUGCCAGGCACGCCGGAUCCAGUAUCUCAGAAACGGCCGCCCUCCUGGGGCUUUCACGCACGACAGUGUCUAGAGUUUACAGAGAAUGGUGCAAGCUAACAGGCGGGCCACAAACAGACAAAUAACGGCGCAGUACCACAGUGGUAUGCAGAAUGGCAUCUCAGAACGCACAACUCGUCGAUCAUUGUCACGGAUGGGCUAUUACAGCAGACGACCACACCGGGUUCCACUCCUAUCAGCUAAAAACAGUGGGCACGCGAUCACCAACACUGAACAAAUGAGGACUGGAAAAAUAUCGCCUGGUCCGACGAAUCCCGGUUCCUGUUGCAUCAUGCUGAUGGCAGAGUCAGGAUUUGGUAUAAGCAGCAUGAGUCCAUGGCCUCAUCCUGCCUGGUGUCACGGUACAGGCUGGUGGUGUACUGGUGUGGGGAAGUUUUUCCUGGCAAAUGUUAGAUCCUUCGAUAGCAAUUGAGCAACGAUUGAACGCCAUGUCCCCGAAAAAGUCAGGCUGCUGUGGAGGCAAAGGGGGGUCCGAUCCGGUACUAGAUGGGUGUACCUAUAAAUUGGCUAUUGAGUGUACGUUCGUUAUUCAGAAAAUGUUCUCUGAGCAACUAUCUUCAUUUACUCCCGUUAUGGCCGGUAUGCACUUCCAAAAAAGGUUGCUUGUACAUUUUUAUUUACACCUUUUUUCGAAAGCACAUACCGGCCGUAACGGUGGUAAAUGAAGAUAGUUGCUCAGCAAAACUCUUUGGUGAGUAACAAACAUAUUUUGACAUUAUAACGUUUCAGAGUUGGUGAAUGGGAGAUUGAAUCGGAGCUUCCUGGGCGCUAGAGGUUUCUAACUCACAGAUACUGGGGCACCCUGUAGGCAGCUCUGUAGAGUGGUCACUAGCUGGCACAAGACAUCAAACCUGAUUUUAUCCCUAAUCCCUAACUUUAAAUAUAGACCAAAAAGAUCAUUUUUGUCUUCAUGAAUUUUUACAAUAUAGCCGAUUUUGACUUUGCAGCUGGCCAUGCGGAAAUCACUCGGUUCUGCCUCCAGGGCAAAAUUCAUGACAAUAAACGUCAACCUGCGUUUUCUAUUGUGGGGUGGGCUUACUAUAACCUUAAACAUAUAUAUGUUGUAAUAUAGUGACUAUAACUAAAGCCAUACUUUAUGAUAUAGUAAUAUGUUGUUUAUGAUAUGCUUAUUUUUGGUUUAAUCCUCAACUGGUCACUUCCUCAUUCUUUCUGCCUCCUCCUCUUCUUCCUCACUUUGCUACAGUGAUCAGGAUGAUACCAGUAACUGAGUUUCGGAACUUUGCCUCAUCACAGAACCCAGAGUUCCGGGUUCUAAAGCCAUGGUGGGACGUGUUCUCGGAAUACCUAUGUAUCGCCAUGCUCAUGAUCGGAGUGUUCGGAUGCACCUUACAGGUAAGACUAAACUCAUACAAACUAACCACCAAUUAAUGACCCCUAUACAAUACCUUGAAGGUAUACGUUUUAAUUCUAUGAUAAGUACGGUGCCUUCAGAAAGUAUUCAUACCCCUUGACUUUUCCACAUUUUGUUGUUAAAGCCUGAAUUCAAAAUUGAUUAAAUAAAAAAAUGUGUUCUUGGGAAGCAACUCCAGUGUAGAGUUGGCCUUGUGUUUUAGGUUAUUUACCUGUUGAAAGGUGAAUUCAUCUCCCAGUGCCUGGUGGAAAGCAGACUGAACCAGGUUUUCCUCUAGGGUUUUGCCUGUGCUUAGCUCCAUUCCUUUUAUUUUUUAUCCUGAAAAAUCCCCAGUCCUUAACAAUUACAAGCAUACAAAAAAAAAAAAAAAAAAAAAUGUAUGCACGCAUGACUGUAAGUCGCUUUGGAUAAAAGCGUCUGCUAAAUGGCAUAUUAUUAUUAUUAUUAUUAUUAUUAUUAUUAUGAUGCAGCCACCACUAUGCUUGAAAAUAUGGAGAGUGGUACUCAAUAAUGUGUUGUAUUGGAUUUUUCCCUAACAUAACACUUUGUAUUCAGGAAAAAAAGUGUAUUGCUUUUCCAAUUUUCUUUUGCAGUUUUAUUUUAGUGCCUUGUUGCCAACAGGAUGCAUGUUUUGGAAUAUUUUUAUUCUGUAGAGGCUUCCUUCUUUUCACUCUGUUAAUAAGGUUAGUAUUGUGGAGUACCUACAAUGUUGUUGAUCCAUCCUCAGUUUUCUCCUAUCACAGCCAUUAAACUCUGUAACUGUCUUAAAGUCACCAUUGGCCUCAUGGUGAAAUCCCUGAGUGGUUUCCUUUUUCUCCAGCAACUGAGUUAGGAAGGACACCUGUAUCUUUGUAGUGACUGGGUGUAUUGAUACACCAUCCAAAGUGUAAAUAAUAACUUCACCAUGCUCAAAGGGAUAUUCAACGUCUGUUUUUUAUUUUAUUUUUACCCAUCUACCAAUUGGUGCCCUUCUUUACAAGCCAUUGGGAAACCUCCCUGGUUUCUGUCUUUGAAAUUCACUGCUCGACUGAGGGACCUUAGAGAUAAUUGGAUGUGUGGGGUACAGAGAUGAGGUAGUCAUUCAAAAAUCAUGUUUAACACUAUUAUUGCACACAGAGUGAGUCCAUGCAACUUAUAAUGUGACUUGUUAAGCAGAUUUGUACUCCUGAAUUUAUUGAGGCUAGCAAUAACAAAGGGGUUGAGUACUUAUUCACUGAAGACAUUUCAGCUUUUCAUUUUGUAUUAAUUUGUAAGAUAAAUAACAUAAUUCCACUUUGACAUUAUGGGGUAUUGUGUGUAGGCCAGUGACACAAAAAUCUUAAUUUAAUCAAUUUUAAAUUCAGGCUGUAACACUUGAAAAAGUCAAGGGGUGUGAAUACUUUCUGAAGGCACCGUUCUAAUCGGGGGUGUUGGGGGAUAUUUUUCAUAUAAUAUUCUUUUAUUUUUUCUUGUGAUUUAUCAGUGGGUGCUACAGCACCCUCAGCACCUUUACUUCCUGUGGCUAUGGAGGCCGAUGACAUCAGUCAGAGUAAUGAUGGCCAACCCUUGAAGCUAUUUUUUUUUACCCUUAAGUGUGUAUAUUACUGUAUUUAUACUUGGGAUAUUGUUUUUCAACAGGAACAUUUCAAAAGGUAGCUGGAGUGCGUCAUUAAAGCACAUUAGCCCCCGGGGCAUCAUUGCAACAGCUGAAUGUAAGCACCUAAUGGAACUGUUGGAUCUUGACAGAUUUUGGCAGUGUGUAGCCUGUAGCGAUAAGAAUAGGUGUGCCUACAGUAUAUGAAAUUAAAAUACAUGGCAUUACUUACCUUAUGUAAAUGAAAUAUAAUUGUGCCCUAAAUAAAUUCAAAAAAAAAAAAAAAAGUGGUUGUCCUACUGGCUAUCAUAAGUUGAAUGCACCAAUUUGUAAGUCGCUCUGGAUAAGAGCAUCUGCUAAAUGAUGUAAAUGUAAAUGUAAAUAUGUGAGGACAAUUUAAAACGCGAAUUAACGUACAAUCAUAUAGAGAAAGCCUUUGGCCCUGGAUUCUGAAAACAUUUUAGAUUUGAUUAGUGUGUCCUGUUUGAAUCUACUCCUGCCAUGUACCAAAGCAUUCUUAUCAGUGGUGGUGACCUCCAAGUGGGAAGGGAAAACAGAGACACAUUAACCAGUGUUUCCCCUAUAUGCAUUUAGCACCGCCGCUGCUAAAUCGACCAGUGUUUCCCCUGGAAUCAGGUCACAAACUCCGUAUUUAAUAUGUCAUCUUCUCAUCACACGAUCUUAAUCAUUGGUUGAUAUCAGACCUGGGUUCAAAGAAAACCAAUACUAUUUGAACCCAUGUCUGUUAGAUAUCAACUGGAACAGGAAAGAAAUAGAUCCCAAAAAUCUAAGCCUUAUGUUAUGUAGGUGAUUAGCCGUAGGCUACUCUGCAUGUUGUUCCAUUGCCUAAUCUUUCCAAUAGCACUCUGUCACACCCUGGCUCUGGGACUCAUUAUGUUGAGCCAGGGUGUGUGCAUUCUAUGUGUUCAUGUUCUAUGUUGGGUGUCUAGGUUGUCGAUGUCUAUGUUUGUAUUGAGUGACUCCCAAUCGGAGGUAACGAGUGUCAGCUGUCGGCUCGUUAUCUCUGAUUGGGAGCCAUAUUUAUACUGUCUGUUUUCACCUUGGGGUUGUGGGUUUUUGUUCCGUGUCGGUAUGUUAACCGUUGGACUUCACGAGUCGUGUUUUGUUUUGGUUUUCGUGCUUUAAUUAAAUAAAGUCAUGUUUAUUUCACACGCUGCGCCUUGGUCUACUACUCCUUACCCAGACGAUCGUGACAGAAAAACCCACCGUAAAAGGACCAAGCAGCGUGUCCAGGAGCAAGGAGGCUGGACAUGGGAGGAAGCGCCGGGUAAGGAGAUCGAGAGGCUGGCGAUGGCCCAGGUGGGCAAAUCGUGGUCCUGGGAGGACAUGCUCGGGGGCAAGGGACCUUGGGGUAGGAUCAAGGCCCUGGCGAGAGAGGAGCAACGGCGUCAGCAGGGCCAUCGUCGGACGGACGAGAGGCAACCCCAAAAAAAAUUUGGGGGGGGGCACAUGGCUUGGGCGGCUGGGCAGCAGGAGGCUGCCACAGGGCAAUUCGGAGAGGAGGCCACCGGGUUUUGGGGGCCAGAAGGCAGGUUGGCGAGGCCGGGAUGGAGAGCGGAACCAACUUCCCGUACUCAGGCAUGGCAGCAUGGGACGGGGCAGGUUCCGCGGUAUGCGGAGCAGCGUACGGUGCCACGAGUGGUCCGGCACAGUCCUGUACGUCCUGUGCGAGCACCCCGCACGUGUCGUGCGAAGGGGGGUAUGCAGCCAGGACGGAGUGUGCCGGCUCAACGCUCGUGGUCUCCUAUGCCUCUCCGCGGUCCCGGAUAUCCUGCUCCAGUAUCACGUGCUGUCAUGUCGGUACGGGUACACAGCCCUGUACGUCCUGUGCGGAUGCCUCACACAGAGUGUGUGAAGGUAGGCAUUCAGCCGGGACGGGUUGUGGCCGCUCUUCAUUCCAGGUCUCCUAUCCGUCUCCACAGUCCGGUGAGGCCUGUCCCUGCUCCACGCACUAAGUUAAUGGUGCGCGUUGCCAGCCCAGCCCGGCCUGUCCCUGCUCUACGCACAAAGCCUACGGUGUGCGUCGCCAGCCCAGCCCGGCCUGUUCCUGCUCUACGCACAAAGCCUACGGGGUGUGUCGCCAGCCCAGCCCGGCCUGUUCCUGCCCCACGCACAAAACCUACGGUGUGCGUCGCCAGCCCAGCCCGGCCUGUUCCUGCUCUACGCACAAAGCCUACGGUGUGCGUCGCCAGCCCAGCCCGGCCUGUUCCUGCUCUACGCACAAAGCCUACGGGGUGCGUCGCCAGCCCAGCCCGGCCUGUUCCUGCUCCACGCACAGAACCUACGGUGUGCGUCGUCAGCCCAGCCCGGCCUGUUCCUGCUCCACGCACAGAGCCUACCGUGUGCGUCGCCAGCCCAGCCCGGCCCGUUCCUGCUACUCGCACCAAGCCAAGGGUGCGAGUCGUCAGCCGGAUCCAGCCUGUUCCUGCUACUCGCACCAAGCCAAGGGUGCGAGUCGUCAGCCUGGUUCAGCCCGUUCCUGCUACUCGCACCAAGCCAGGGGUACGAGUCGUCGGCCUGGUCCAGCCCGUUCCUGCUACUCGCACCAAGCCAAGGGUGCGAGUCGUCAGCCUGGUUCAGCCCGUUCCUGCUACUCGCACCAAGCCAAGGGUGCGAGUCGUCAGCCUGGUUCAGCUCGUCCCUGCUACUCGCACCAAGCCAAGGGUGCGAGCCGUCAGCCUGAUCCAGCCCAUUCCUGCUACUCGCACCAAGCCAGGGAGGCGAGUCGUCAGCCUGGUGAGGCCCGUUCCGAAUCCACGCAUCAAGCCUAGGGUGCGUAUCGUCGGCCAGGUCCGGUCCGUUCCUGCCUCACGCGCCAAGCCAGGGGUGCGCGUCGUCAGUCCAGAUCCUACCAGCUGGGUCAGAUCGGACCGGGGGCGCUACGGGGGGAUUGAAGAAGGGUGGUGGUCAAGCCCGGAGCCGGAGCCGCCUCCGAGGAGCAACACCCACCCAGCCCUCCCCUAUUUGGGGUGUAGGCGCGGUCGGAGUCCGCGCCUUUAGGGGGGGGUACUGUCACGCUCUGGCUCCGGGACUGUGUAUUUUGAGCCAGGGUGUGUUCAUUUGGUGGUGGUUGGUAUUGGUUGUGUUGUAUUUUGGUUGUUUCCUUGUUUGGUCGUGUGACUCCCAAUCAGUGGUAACGAGUGUCAGCUGUCGGCUCGUUAUCUCUGAUUGGGAGCCAUAUUUAAACUGUCAGUGUUCACCUUAGGGUUGUGGGUUUUUGUUCCUGUACAGUCAUUGUCACUGUGGACUUCUCGUAUCGUCAUUUGUUUUGUGGUUUUCGUGUUGCACUUUAAUUAAAUAAAGUAAUGUUCGCUCAACGCGCUGCGCUUUGGUCCACUCCCUCAUUAGACGAUCGUGACAGAAAAACCCACCAUCAAAGGACCAAGCAGCGUGUCCAGGAACAGGCAACCUGGACGUGGGAGCAGCGUCGGAGGGUCGAGAGGCAACCCCAAGAAAUUUUUAGGGGGGGGCACACGGCAUGGACGACGGGGCUGACGGAGGCAAAGAUGGGGCGAAUCCAGGAGGCCACCAGGCCAGGGGUACACCGCCCUGUACGUCCUGUGCAGAUGCCUCACACAGAGUGUGUGAGGGCAGGCAUUCAGCCAGGACGGGUGGUGGCCGCUCUUCACUCCAGGCCUCCUAUCCGUCUCCACAGCCCGGUUCGGCCUGUCCCUGCUCCACGCAGCAAGCCUACGAUGUGCGUCGCCAGCCCGGUCCGGCCUGUUCCUGCCACCCGCACCAAGUCUACGGUGCGCGUCGCCAGCCCGACCCGGCCUGUUCCUGCCACCCGCACCAAACCUACGGUGCGCGUCGCCAGCCCGGUCCGGCCUGUUCCUGCCACCCGCACCAAACCUACGGUGCGCGUCGCCAGCCCGGUCCGGCCUGUUCCUGCCACCCGCACCAAGUCUACGGUGCGCGUCGCCAGCCCGACCCGGCCUGUUCCUGCCACUCGCACCAAACCUACGGUGCGCGUCGACAGCCCUGCCCGGCCUGUUCCUGCUCCACGCACCAAGUCCACGGUGUGCGUCGACAGCCCUGCCCGGCCUGUUCCUGCUCUACGCACCAAGUCUCCGGUGUGCGUCGACAGCCCUGCCCGGCCUGUUCCUGCUCUACGCACCAAGUCUCCGGUGUGCGUCGACAGCCCUGUCCAGCCCAGUCCUGCUCCCCGCACCAAGUCUACGGUGUGCGUCGACAGCCCGUCCCGGCCUGUUCCUGCCACUCGCACCAAACCUACGGUGCGCGUCGCCAGCCCGGUCCGGCCUGUUCCUGCCACCCGCACCAAGUCUACGGUGCGCGUCGCCAGCCCGACCCGGCCUGUUCCUGCCACUCGCACCAAACCUACGGUGCGCGUCGCCAGCCCGGUCCGGCCCGUCUCUCUUCCACGCACCAAGCCAGGGGUGCGAGUCGUCAGCCUGGUAAGGCCCAUUCCUCCUCCACGCACCAGGCCAGGGGUGCGCGUCGUCAGCCUGGUAAGGCCCGUUCCUCCUCCACGCACCAGGCCAGGGGUGCGAGUCGACAGACUGGACCAGGGGCGCAUUGGGGGGUGUAUUGUAGGGUGGUGGUCAAGGCCGGAGCCAGAACCGCCACCGAGGAGGUAUGCCCGCCCAGCCCUCCCCUGUUUGGGGUUUUUGAGGCGCGGUCGCAGUCCGCGCCUUUAGGGGGGGGUACUGUCACACCCUGGCUCUGGGACUCAUUAUGUUGAGCCAGGGUGUGUGCAUUCUAUGUGUUCAUGUUCUAUGUUGGGUGUCUAGGUUGUCGAUGUCUAUGUUUGUAUUGAGUGACUCCCAAUCGGAGGUAACGAGUGUCAGCUGUCGGCUCGUUAUCUCUGAUUGGGAGCCAUAUUUAUACUGUCUGUUUUCCACUCACUCUGCUUCUCUCUCUCUUUUUCCCUCCCUCUCUCCAUCAUAGCUCACCCAGGAGAAGAUUUCCUGCCUUCCCAGCCAUUUCUCCAGCUCAACUCCAGAGGCCAUCGACUGCAGCCACAUCCGCAGCCACAAGGAGAACGAGACAUGGGAGCACCAUACCUUAGUCAAGCCCGUCAGGUAGGUAGCCUAGAGCUAGAGGUUAGAAUCCCAGCUCCUAGUAGGGAACUCUGGUGUCCAGAUAAAGCAAAAAUACAUAUCUCUGUGUCCUUUUGACCACAGACAAUAAAGUAAUCUAGUCACAAUUUAUUCGGUUGAUAAGCAACUUCUUGCUAAGGUUACGGUUAGGGUUAGGUUUAGAAUAAGGGUUACAUUUAGGGUUCAAAUAGUAUUUGGGUUAGAGCUAGGGUUAGUAGAUAGUUAGUUGAAAUGUUACUGAUAGUCUGUACAGCAUCUACAGAUGGACUAUCCAAAUUCUUCUUUUACAGCCCCAUCAUCCGGGAGGUGCACGGACGGAAGAACAACCUUGACAUACACCAGUACAUCUUCGUCAACCACUACUGCUACGAACGGGCCGUGCACUGGUAUGGCAAGUACUUCCCCUACCUGGUGGUAAUCCACACAUUGAUCUUCAUGGUGGCCAGCAGCUUCUGGUUUAAGUUCCCUGGGACGUCGUCCAAGAUCGAGAUCUUUGUCACCAUCCUGGGGAAGUGUUUCGACUCGCCGUGGACCACCCGGGCACUGAGUGAGGUGUCUGAGGAGCGUGGCGAGGAAAAGAUGGUGAUAUGGAGGAAGAACACCAUGUCGAAGUCGAUGGCAUCAGCGUUCGCUGCCUCGCCGGACAGUGGGCCAGGGGUGGAGGAGGAGAUGGUGGGACUUCUCCGGCAGUCGUCCAUCAAGUCAAAUCCAGAGAAGAAGAACCCGGAACUACAGCCAGCAGAUUCCCUCCUGGACAAGAAGGAAGGGGAGCAGGCUAAAGCUCUGUUCGAGAAGGUGAAGAAGUUCAGAACGCAUGUGGAGGAAGCGGAUCUGCUCUACCUGAUGUACGUUCUCCAGACCUCCCUCAAGGUCUUCAAGUUCGUCCUCAUCACCUGUUACAGCACUGCAUUGGUCCCCAACAUUGAGAUUGUAGUUCGUUGCUCAGUUCCUCCGGAGCUGACCGGCUUCGACAUCUACUGCUGCAACCACACCAAAGCCCACCUCUUCUCCAAGCUGUGUUACUGUUACAUCUGCUUUGUGGGAGUCUACGGACUUCUGUGCAUCUACACCCUCUAUUGGCUCUUCCAUCGACCUCUUAAAGAGUACUCCUUUGAGCAUGUUCGACUGGAGACGGGCAUCAACGACAUCCCAGACGUCAAGAACGACUUUGCGUUCCUCCUCCACCUCAGUGACCAGUACGACGCGCUCUACUCCAAACGCUUCGCUGUCUUCCUCUCCGAGGUCAGCGAGAGCCGUCUUCGCCAGGUCACCCUCAACCACGAGUGGACCGGCAAAAAGCUCCGGGGCCGCCUCUCCCGGAAUGCUGACAACCGCCAGGAACUCCAUCUCUUCAUGCUCCCAGGUCUCCCUGACACCGUCUUUGAUGUCCCUGAAGUGGAAUCUCUCAAACUGGAGCUGCUAAACAAUGUGACUAUUUCCUCCAGUGUGAUCCAGCUAGGUUCUCUCCAGGAGCUGUCCCUCAUCCACUGCCCUGCCAAGCUCCAGCUGGCUGCCCUGACCCACCUCAGAGAGAACCUCAAGGUCCUCCGGCUAGCCUUUGAGGGCCUGGAGCAGGUACCAAUGUGGAUGUACACACUUCAGAGUCUUGAAGAGCUCCACCUGAGUGGUCCGUUGACCCACGAACUCUCCCGCAGUGCAACCUUAGACUCCCUGAGAGAACUCAAAGCUCUAAGAGUCCUGACGCUUCGCAGCCGCCUAACCAAGAUCCCUCCGAGUGUCGGGGACGUGGCAGUCAACCUCCAGCGUCUCUGCAUCUAUAAUGAGGGCCUCAAACUCCAAGCCUUCAGCAGCCUGAAGAAGUUAACCAACCUGGCCUCUCUGGAGCUGACAGGAUGCGAGCUGGAGCGCAUCCCCAGCGCGGUCUUCAGCCUAUCAAGCCUGCAGGAGCUGGACCUGAAGGAAAACAAGCUGACUACAGUAGAGGAGAUCCUGAGUCUACAACAUUGCCGGCGCCUGGUAACUCUUCGUCUCUGGCACAACAGCAUCACCUACAUCCCUGAGCACAUUGCUAAGCUGAAGUCCUUAGAGACGCUGAACGUCAGUUGGAACAAGCUCCGGAAACUUCCGUCACGUCUCUUCUACUGCACCAAGCUCCGGCACUUGAACCUGUCCCACAACCAGCUCACAUCGCUACCAGCCGAGGUAGGGAUACUCCAGAGUCUCCAGUUCUUCUCAGCAGCCUUUAACUCCCUGGAACAGCUGCCGGAGGAGCUGUUCUCCUGCAAGAGGCUCAAGACCCUGGCGCUGGGAAACAACUGCCUGCUCUCGCUUAGCCCCAGGGUGGCUAACUUGGCCCAGCUAGUGCGCCUGGAGCUCAAGGGGAACAGGCUAGAGUCUCUACCCUCGGAGAUAGGGGAUUGUCCCCUGUUGAAGACCAGUAAUCUUGUGGUAGAGGACAACCUGCUGGAUCUACUGCCGUCGGAUGUACGGAGCAGGAUGAAAGACAGUUGAGAGACAAUUACUUUACUUACUUUAAAGGGCUUUUUACUCCUCCUGGUGCGUAAGCCGCUGACAACAGUUGAGAGAUAGGAUAAAGGGUCAGGUUUAGUAACACUUGAUUGGUCAGAGAUUUCAGCUCCGUGGGAAAUGAUUGGUCCUCUGGGUGGGUUUGCAGUUGUGAGGACAUGAGGGAUUAACUUUUUUAAAGGCAAAUCCGAGAAUAUGAAUCCGAAAGUACGAGAGGACAAGUAAGGAAGGAACUAUGGACAUACCGUAGCAUAUAAGGUUCAAGAAAGGACUUUUCGCACAUUUCGGAGGGACAUACAGUAUAGCAAUAGAAUAAUUAGCAAAUGUAAUAUAUUUUGGUCAAAUCAUCUUUAAAUCAUGUUCACCUACUUAUUGUCUUGACUAUACUUUUUUAAAAAUGUUUUUUAAUACAAAGAUGUCUAUCAAAAGUGUCCUUGAUGAAAUGUCAUCCUUAAAGCAUAUGUCAUAUGAUCAUUAUCUUUUUUUUAUUUAACUUGUUGGCAGCUUGAACAUCGUUGCUCAUGAAGGCUGCCUUGCAGGCUUGUUAAGGGGACUAUUCGCUGAAGCGUUACAGAUUGCGCGCUAUAAAAAAUGUAAAGGUAAUUUCCGAUUGAGCCGACAUAUGCAAAGUUUACCGUGAAUGCAGCCUCCACUA